Messenger RNA from Colletotrichum higginsianum IMI 349063, 1758 nucleotides. RefSeq names its product WD domain-containing protein. The coding region runs from base 1 to 1758 and encodes 585 amino acids. Lineage: Eukaryota; Fungi; Ascomycota; Sordariomycetes; Glomerellales; Glomerellaceae. Gene Ontology annotation, cellular component: transcription repressor complex; nucleus. The transcript has 4 exons. Gene Ontology annotation, molecular function: protein binding. Gene Ontology annotation, biological process: negative regulation of transcription by RNA polymerase II. The record is from RefSeq and is a predicted model, not a curated record.
AUGGAGGACAAUCUUAAACGGCCGCGGCCUCAACACUUCUCUGAUCUGGAUGACAGACCAAGAAAGCGACAGGCCACACCAGACGCAGUGCCUCGAAAUGACGGCUGGGCAUUCCGCAGAACAAUAGAGCCUGGCGCUCGGUCGGAGUUGCAUGGCACCGGCAUCCGACACUCGGGCUCCGGUAGUUUCAGUGCUCGCGAUAUCUACUUUGGUCCAACAUCCGACAGCGAUCGCGAAUUUCUUAAGGACCUGUAUGUCACCGACCCGCGAGACGACAAGGCACGCAUCGAGCGCACAAAGGGCGGCCUGCUCCGAGACUCGUACCGCUGGAUCCUCGAUCACGACGACUUCCGCCGAUGGCGCGACGACGGACAGAGCCGGCUGCUUUGGAUCAAGGGCGAUCCCGGCAAGGGCAAAACCAUGCUGCUCUGCGGUAUCGUCAAUGAGCUGGAGAAGAUGUCUGCAGACACUCACAUCCUGUCCUACUUCUUUUGCCAAGCGACCGAAGUGCGCCUGAACGACAGUGUAACACGGGAUGCUGUUCAGCAACACUUGACGUCUAACGCAAAUGCCACAUUUCUCUGGGUAGCCUUGGUCUGUCAAGAGCUAGCAGAUCCAAAGGUCCGGAAAUGGCACACCCGCGCAAGGCUGCACACGUUUCCGCCAGGGCUUGAUCCGCUGUACGCGCGGAUGAUGCGGAUCGUUGCAGACAGCCUCGUAUCAGUUGUAUAUCGCCCGCUUAGCUUGACGGAGCUGGCAUCUCUUGCUGAGUCGCUUGAAGACUUUGAAGAUGAUGCCGACUCUCUGAAGGAGAUUAUUGCUACCUGCGGGUCUUUACCGACUGUUCGGGAGGAGGUUGUCUACUUUGUGCAUCAGUCGGCAAAAGACUUCCUGUUGAAGAACGAAUCCAAGAGAAUCUACCCGUGUGGCGUUACACAGGAAAACCGUAACGUCGCCUUGAGAUCGCUCAAGGUCAUGUCAGGAAUGCUCCGACGCGACAUAUACAACCUACGCGCGCCCGGAUUCCCUAUCAAUCAAGUUGGGCCGCGCGACCCCGAUCCAAUAGCGUCGGCCCGGUAUUCCUGCGUCUACUGGGUCAGCCAUCUGGCGGCCGGGAAUCCUGCCGGACAGGAACGGAGCAGCCAAGACCUCCAGGAUGGCGGACCGGUUCAUGCAUUCUUAGUUAAACACUACCUUCACUGGCUGGAGGCGCUGAGUCUUCUCGGGAGCAUGUCAGAAGGAAUCCUUCAAAUGUCCACGUUGGCGCACCUAGUUCAGGUUUCAGCAGAAAUGCUUACGCUGACGAAGCUAUCUCGGGAUGCACUACGGUUCAUUCGAACGCAUAGAGCCAGCAUAGAAAGCAAUCCCCUUCAGACGUAUGCUUCAGCACUGGUAUUCAGUCCAAUGCGUAGCAUCACGAGGGAGCUCUUUCAUCAGGAGGAGCCUAGAUGGAUAGUCACAAAGCCGAGUAUGGAAGACGAGUGGAAUGCAUGUCUGCAGACGCUCGAGGGCCAUAACAGCCCUGUCGCUUCGGUGGCCUUCUCGGGCGAUGGCACGCAACUGGCGUCGGCGUCGUACGACAACACUGUCAAGGUCUGGGACGGGGCCACGGGCCAGUGUUUCCGGACGCUGGAGGGCCAUAGCGGCUCCGUCUGGGCGGUGACCUUCUCGGGCGACAGCACGCGGCUGGCUUCGGCCUCAGACGACAACACCGUCAAGAUCGGGGACAGCGCGACGGGCCAGUGUCCAGACACUUGA